AUGGCGGAAUCUAAUAACCUUAACCACUCACAGCGAAGACGGUCAGCGCGAUUGAGUUCUCCUCCUCAGGCUAACGCAAAAGCUGACAACAAAAUGGCGCUGCCCUCUGUUGCUGUUAAACGCUCCAUCACUGUGAGGAAAAUAGCACCCAGAAAAACUGUCGCACCGUCGGAACACAACAAGGAGAACACGCCAAGACGUUCGGGGUCAGAAGGCAUCCAGCAGAAGAAGCCAAAUGUCUCCACCCCAGGUCCUGUACCAGGCCGUCGGGAUUCCUCCUCGGCCAAGAAGAGGACGAAGGCCACUAUGCCCUCACCGAUCCUCCCCUCUUCACCGCCGCCCCUUUCUCGCCCCCAGCAGACGGCCCUGGACCCAGAGGAUGCGGUGUGGUCGCAGAAAGUGCGCCGGUCCUACAGCAGGCUCAGCGACAAGUCUCUCAACAGCCCUGACUCCCGUGAGACCUUGUUCGGCUUUGAAAAGCUGAAAACCCCCGAGGUGGUCCGGAGAGUCGGGCAAUCCAAGACAGGUCUGGAGGUUUCUGGACCCUUGUCUGGUCUGAACUCAUUCACGUCUUUGCUCGAGGCGGAUGACUGUGGAUCAGCUUUCCCCGAACCGGACACGAACAUCCCCGGAGUGGCUGUGGUGAAGGAGAAGAGGAGGAGGAAGAAGGUCCAGCAGAUAGACGAAACAGAGCUGGACGCAAUGGCUGCAGAGAUGAACGCUGAGUUUGAGGCGGCAGAGGUGUUUGAGCUGGUCGUGGAGUAAACAAACUGCCGCGACUGACAGACGUUGAAAGACUAUAUAGCAUGUUGAGUUUAUCCCCUGACAUGCUGAUAGACACAAACAAUGGGAAGAUAAUACUUACCUGUGUGUUUCAUACUCAAAGCAUUCGUGUUUUUGUAUAUUUCCAGCUCUAUUGUACAUUUUUAUUCUUUGAAAUUCGUAAAUGCUCUUAAUGUGGUUGUUUAGAUUAUUAUGUGGUGGUAUAACAUAGUAUGGUCACAUCUGAUUUGUUUUGAUUUCAAAAUGACCAAUAGUUAAACAAGUCAAGCCCAAAGCAUGUUCUUUAUUUUGGUUGUUAUCGAAACUUUUCUGCAGAUAUUCUUUCUUGUGAUCAUUCAUCUCAUGCAUCUCAUCUUUAAAGAUUCAGCUUGACAAAACUGCAUUCAUUAAGUUUGUUUUUUCAAGGUUUUUUGACUGUUCCAAUCAACUUUAAGCACAAACUGUUUGAUUGUGCUCUUGAGACAUCGAAGCAAAACAUGUGCCACUUAUGGAUUGUAAUUACAUGUGGAAAUUAGUUUGUAAAACAUUAUUUGUGGAUGUGAAAGCAAUAGGUGGGGAUUAUUUUCAAUCAGGAGAAAACUGACGAGACGCGAUUGGCAUUUUGUGUUUCUUCAUUGCUCAUUGUAUUUGACUCAUUGAAAAGCAACGGAAAAGUGGGCAGCAGUUCAGAGGUCUGUAACCACUCUUUAAUAAUGUUUUACAUCUACAUUUAAUUGUCAGAAACUUUCAGGAUAAGACUGUAAAGCAGCACCUGUGUUGUUCCUUGACUGCUCACUUUAAGCUACAUCUGUCCCGUUUUAAACAUAAAAGAGAAUCUAUUUUUUAUCUUUCACUUGCUUGUAAAUGUAAAUAAACACGAAGAAAUGCUA
This is a messenger RNA of Scatophagus argus, 1652 nucleotides long. It is a transcript of the gene cdca5, whose product is annotated as cell division cycle associated 5. The transcript has a single exon. The record is from RefSeq and is a predicted model, not a curated record. Lineage: Eukaryota; Metazoa; Chordata; Actinopteri; Scatophagidae. Bases 1 to 765 code for a protein of 254 amino acids.